AUGAUGGAAUCGCGAUGCGAGAGCGAGGUCAACAGAGGUGAUGGAGGUUUGUUGGCCAAAAAGAGGAAGAGAGGUCGACAAGCUAAGAGCUGCGUCGCGUGUCAUCGGCGGAAGCAGAAGUGCGACGGAGAGUUGCCAUGCUUCAAUUGCAGCAGACGCGACGUCGCGUCGAGCUGCACGUACAGCGAAGAGGCUGAGGCUCGCCGCCAGCAGACCUCACAAGUUCCCACCGCUCCUCUAGGCGAUGAAACGUCAGGUAGCGUCACGGAUACACAUACUACGGCCACGCACAGUAGAACCUCACCUGAACCCAGAGAUGCACAAGUGGGCAACCUCUUCCGCAGCCGAGACGCGCCCUCCUUCUUUGGCUCAUCAUAUUUCGGACCGCAGGCGGCGGCAAAAAUAAUCGAGGAGCCCGCACCGGACCUCUCAUCUGGAAUUCGCCAUGCAGCCGCUUCGGCGCAGUCUUUCCGAGAUGUCGGCGGUCCCUUCUCGCAGAUAUGGGAUCUGCUGGGCUUACUGCCUCGCAAUAAAGCCAGUGUCGACCGCCUGGUACAUGUUUUCCUUACCGAGCUGAACUGGACCAUAGACGCUAUUCAUCCUCAAUCCUUCAAACUGAAAUACGAUGAGUUUUGGGAACGCAAAUUCGGCUUUGAUGACUACGCAUCUAUCGAUCUCAGGUGGUUGGCAUUACUGUUUAUCGUCCUUGCGUACGGUGUCUUCCUUGACUGUCCCCACCCAAAGAACGGCGAAGUGCAACGUGAUCUCCAAGAGACAUCAUUACGAUUCUACUGGGCUGCGAGACGCGCUAUAGUCAUUGCACCAACGUUCUACGGAGAGUCGACAGACCUCGUCCGUGCUGGUGUCUUGGUCACACGUUACUUGAUUCAUUUGCGAAGGGUACCCGAAGCUUGGCUCACAACAAGUUUCGCAAUGCGCAUGGCUCAAGCGCAAGGUAUGCAUAUCGAUGGCGAGCGUUGGCGUCUCCCCCGUAAAGAGACUGAAACACGAAGGCGCCUGUGGAAUCAUCUUUAUACUUUGGAUAAGACUAUCGCUCUCGCCAUCGGCCGCCCAUUCGCCAUUGUUGACCAGCAGUGUUUAGUCAAAAGAGCUACCAAUGUCUGGUUGGAUGAUCAACCUGAUGAGGCCGCUUCUGCCAUCCCAGAGCUUCCGAUCUCUUCGCCUACCUUGAGCGUCUACAACUUCCUCGCGCACGACUUGGCAAAGAUCAUCGGCGACAUUCAAGAUCGCUGCUUUGGCCUCUUCACCGUUUCUUACGACACGGUCAUUUCGCUGGACCACGAGAUUGUUACAUGGGAAGCGAAGCUACCCGAAUACUAUCACUUGAAGAACCCAGAUACUUCUAUGGAUCAUGUACAUCCGUUUUUGUACUGGAACCGCUUACAUCUCCAUUCCAUGUACCAUUUCGCCCGUGUCACUCUUCACCGACCGUAUCUACUACGUCAAAGUAUCACCAAUCGCUUCAGGCAUAGUCAUGAUGCAUGCAUUUCGUCGGCAUGCGCUGACCUCGCAAUGCGCAUCGAUUACUUUCAACAACCACUGAACGACCGCCUGAAGUGGACUUUGGGUCCUCACCAACUCUUCAACAGUGCCUUAGUGCUCGGUAUCAUUGCUGUCAAGGAUCCACACUCGCCCAAAUGCCGUGCGAUAUUAGAAGACCUUACUGCGUACUGUGAUAUGCAGAGAGCUGACAUUUGGCUCAACGAGUUCGCGCUAGCUGAGGUCAAGAUCAUCGAGCUCUGCAUCAAGAAAGCGGACCAGUUCCGCACUAGCCGUACUGAAACACGUCCUAAUACAGCGAAUGAUGCUUCGGCUACUGCGCAUGUUGCUAACAAUAUCGACUUGACAUCGCCAAACACUGAAGAUAGCUCAGCAACAGUACCCAGCUUACCAGCAGUAAGUGCAAGUAGGCCCUUCCAAUGGCAUGCACCUCCAUGGGCAGACCCGUCUUUGACACUGUUUGAGCCUACUGAUUUGCAACACUGGGAGCACGUGCUGGACAACAUCACACAAGAGCAAAUACUAUUUGGUUUCCAAUAG
This is a messenger RNA of Alternaria postmessia, 2061 nucleotides long. RefSeq lists its product as uncharacterized. The transcript has 3 exons. Gene Ontology annotation, biological process: DNA-templated transcription; regulation of DNA-templated transcription. Lineage: Eukaryota; Fungi; Ascomycota; Dothideomycetes; Pleosporales; Pleosporaceae. Gene Ontology annotation, molecular function: DNA binding; zinc ion binding; DNA-binding transcription factor activity, RNA polymerase II-specific. The coding region runs from base 1 to 2061 and encodes 686 amino acids. The record is from RefSeq and is a predicted model, not a curated record.